Messenger RNA from Pogoniulus pusillus (Red-fronted tinkerbird), 3221 nucleotides. It is a transcript of the gene RAB12, whose product is annotated as RAB12, member RAS oncogene family. The record is from RefSeq and is a predicted model, not a curated record. Gene Ontology annotation, molecular function: GTP binding; GTPase activity. Lineage: Eukaryota; Metazoa; Chordata; Aves; Piciformes; Lybiidae. Gene Ontology annotation, cellular component: trans-Golgi network transport vesicle; synaptic vesicle; endosome. Gene Ontology annotation, biological process: Golgi vesicle fusion to target membrane; protein secretion; Rab protein signal transduction.
GGCGCAGGCUUGGGCGCGUCGCUCCCGGCGGCGGCGGCGGCUGUGGCGGCGGCGCAGUUCCCGUUCCUGUUGCUGCUGCCGUUCUGUCGGGGUGGGCCGAGCGCAGGGCCGGGAGGCAGCGGACGUAGCUCGUCCUCGCUGCUGUUCCUUCCUUCCCUCUGCCUCUCAGCCGCCGGUGCUGGUGGCGGGGAGGGAGCGCGGGGCGCCAGCGCGGCGCCGCAUGCGUCGCUGAUGGAGCCGGGCUCGGGGCUGCCGCAGCGCAGGUUGGGGGGCGGCGGGUUGGACCUCGGGACGGGUUCCGCUGGGGGUUCGCCGGCUCUCUCCGGGGGACAGGCCCGCCGCAGGAAGCAGCCGCCGCGCCCGGCCGACUUUAAGCUGCAGGUGAUCAUCAUCGGGUCGCGGGGGGUGGGCAAGACCAGCCUCAUGGAGCGCUUCACCGACGACACCUUCUGCGAGGCCUGCAAGUCCACCGUGGGUGUUGAUUUUAAAAUCAAAACAGUAGAGCUAAGAGGAAAGAAAAUUAGAUUACAAAUCUGGGACACAGCAGGUCAGGAGAGAUUCAACAGCAUUACCUCAGCUUAUUACAGAAGUGCCAAGGGAAUUAUUUUGGUGUAUGAUAUCACCAAGAAGGAAACAUUUGAUGAUUUACCAAAAUGGAUGAAAAUGAUCGAUAAGUAUGCUUCAGAAGAUGCAGAGCUUCUAUUAGUUGGAAAUAAACUGGACUGUGAAGUUGAUCGAGAGAUUACUCGACAGCAGGGAGAAAAGUUUGCACAGCAGAUAACUGGGAUGCGGUUCUGCGAAGCAAGUGCCAAGGAUAACUUUAACGUGGAUGAAAUCUUUCUAAAGCUUGUUGAUGACAUUCUGAAAAAGAUGCCACUGGAUGUUAUAAGGAAUGAGCUGUCCAACAGUAUCCUGUCCUUGCAACCAGAGCCAGAAAUCCCACCAGAACUGCCUCCUCCAAGGCCGCAUGUCCGUUGCUGUUGACUUGUUACUCCACGCAGUGAAGAAGAAGAGCAGGAGGGUCAAAGAAGUUUUCUGUACUACUCUGCACUACAAUCAUUUGGCAGUUUCUUGUUGCACUUUGUUAUUCGAGUCAGAGCUACACACUAACUUGUAAAUAUGCAAAUAUGCAAUCCUGUGUAGGAUUCAGCUAUAACAUUUAAUUAUUACCCCCCCCCCCCCCCUCACCGUGAUGAUGGUUCAUUCAUUGCCCCAGUGUUAUAAAUACUGUACAGUGGGUGGGGGUUGACCACACUUCCAGAUGGGGAGGAGGAAGAGGAGGCGGAGAAAUUAAAUCCAUACCUAUUCUUGACAUAAAUGUUGUAAUAGUUCUUUGUUAUUCUAAACAGGCAGAAGCUCUUCUGGUAUGAAGAUCAGUAUUUGGUGCUUUGCUAACUAUUUUAAAGACAAAUUUUUUUAAGAACAGAGGACUUCAUGUACAAAGCUUCCAUAAUCAGCAUUACCUUUCCUUUUUAACGUAGUGAAAACUUCUUCUGGCUGUUGCAUCUUCUGCUGACUGGAUUUAUCAAGAAGCUAAGUCUAAUUUUUGUUUCUUUUUUAUUAUUAUUAUUAUUAUUGGCAAUCUUUUUAUUUAUUGCAUUCUAAAUGCUGCACCCUCUCUUUCUAUACCAAGGCAUCACAUCUGGUGCAAGAGCUAAGAUUGCACUCUGAAGUAGCAUAUAUAUCAUUUUCUGCAUAAGCCUAAACUCGGUGGCAAAGAAUCAUUAAGUUUCAGUAAAAGAAUUGAGAUAUAUUCAAGCUCUAAAGGAAGGUAUAAAAAAUUAACAAUGCUGCUGUCCUAGACAAAUCCUUUAAAAAAGAAAAGUAAUUCAUAUGAUGUUUUCCUGUGUGAAGGAAUAUAUAUAUAUAUAUAUAUAUAUGUCUACUUGUCUGGACAUCUGUUGGGUUGGGAGGGCAGAGGGGAGGGGAAUCUAAGGUUAAAAUUAUUUUCUUCCCUACUAGUGGAAAUGAUUCCCAUACCAACAAAUACUGUGUUGGGUUUUUUUUGUCUGAUAAUGAGUUUGUGAAUACUAUCCUGGGGGUAUCUUCUUUUAUUCAAAUGCACUGUUUAGUUUAGCUGUGGUAAAUGGGUAGUUACAUAUUUGAAUAACUUGGUGUGUCCUGAAUGUUGUGGUAUUGAAAACAAAACAAAAACCCAACACGUUGUGGUCUUUCUAAACUAAGUGGAGUGCAAAUAAACUUUUGUAUUUAUGAAUGGCAGUGGAACUGCACCUGUUCUUAGAAUGGCAAGUCACAAACAAUGCUCCAGAUUCUGUCUCUUAGCCAACACUUGGUUGAAUUUCUGUUAGGAUUUCAUUUUCAGUCGGACAGUUCCUGGAGGUGCAGUGAGGAGAGCAGCAGAUGUUAGUUGUUCACCUUGACCUGCUGCUCCAUUGGGGGAGCAGCUGAUGAGGUAGCCUGGCUGAUAGCUUCAAGUAGCAUGUGACUGCUUGUCAUGCUGCCUUAGCAGGCAGUCAGCAAACGAUUAAUUACACUGGCAACACAAGUAUGAACCAGAACUUUCACACUACAGCUUCUCCACUUCUCAUUCUCUGGUGCCAGAACCCAUUUUGUCACUUUGGCCACUCUUGCAGCCAGAACACUGGCACUGAGCAGUAGGGUAAUACCACUGACUGAAACAGCUUCUCCCUCUUUUCUGGAAGGAAAGGGGGGGGAAAAAAGACACAACAAACUGUUACCAUUAGAAAAAUAUUUAUCAAAAGGAUUAAAGCAGAGCCCUUAUUUCGACAACUGAGCUCUGACAUUCUGCAUACAACACAAUGUAGGUCUUUACCACACUCGGAUUUCAACUGACAGCUUAAGGAAGCGUGGUUGAUAUUUGUGCUUAUGUCUUCUGCCACCUUGUGCCUAAGCAGUUUGCUUUUUUAGGUAGUAAACUUGGGGUUUACUAUCACAUUGGUGAGAGAAAAUCAGUUUCUAAAGCACUUGUAGGACUUCUGAUGGUACUGUGGGCAAUAGCAAGGAAGGGAAAACGAUGGGAAAAUGAGUUUUACCUUGACAACCAUUUUAUUUUAGCUGAUUUGUUUUUAUUUGUACUUAGAAACUUGUGAUUUUUUUUUUCCUGACUUUAAUAAAAAUUAAGAACUUUGACUUAGAUAAACUUUCUUUUUCUGUAAUUCUAUGCUGUCUGUAUAUAGGUGGAUUGGGAUCCCAGUCUCUUGUACCAAAAAUUAAAUCCUAUUGCCUUUGAGAAAAACAUA